AGCUGAGGCUGAAUCUGGCCCUGGCAGCGUCACUGUGCACCAGCGCAGCACACAAGCGGAGGCGGGCGGCAGCUCCAGGCUGAGCCUGCAGGAGCAGGACGGGCGGCUGCAGAGGGCUCUGGCAGCAUCUCACAGUUGGAAGGAGACAAAUCUUUUUAUCACAGUUAUCUGUGAUUUUACUUAAAAACAGACCAAAGAUGCUAUGAGAAGGCAGAAUGGAAGAAUUGCAAAGAGGAGAAGGCAUAUGAGUGAAAAGGGGGAAAGUCCCUGAGCUGGUGACUUUGGGAGGGGGGAAGAAUUCACUGAGGCAGAGGUUGAGAAGAAAGGAAGAAGCUGAGCCUGGGAGUCCAGACCCAGAGGAUAAAUGCUCAGACACCAUGCAGCAACCGGGAACGCUCAGCCACGGGGACCACACUGGGAGAGGAGCCCAGUCCCGAGGCUUGCUUUGGAGGAAGGAAUUGGGCUCAGCUUGGAGGCUGCUGCUGGCCCUGCUUCUGAUGUGCCAUUUGGGAGAAACGCAGCUCCAAGGGCCAGGAUGCUCCUUCAGUACAUGAGUGACUGUGGCUCCUCUGGGGAAAGGAGACGAAAAGGGUUUUUAGCCGUGGCUUCUGGCAAUAGCAUUGGUUGAUCGCUAAUGGCACUGGUCCGUCUAUCCACAUGAAACCCCUUUCUGGAGGCAAGGCCAUAGCGAUGGAGCCUGAGUUAAACUGCAUUCUCCAGGACAGGCCAGUUCAAGCCCAGGAUUUGAUUUUGAGUUGUGUUUUUUCCUUAGGGAACAAUGAUGAUUUUGUGACUACUGCUACAUCUGGGUUAUACCAAAACCCACCAUAACAGAGGACCACGAGACAUCUGAAGGUGUGAGCAAGUUAGUACCUGCCAGGGUGCAGCCACUACCCUUCACGCCAGUGCUAAAGACCCAGUGUGCACAUAUCAGGGAGGAGAAACACCAGCUCCAGGGCACACCAUAGUCUUUUAGUCACUCUUCCAGAUGUGCACUUCCAGACUGCAAGUUGAUUAGAUGACUUGGCUCAUUCCUCUGAUCAUUAAUCUCUCUGCACAAUUAUAUUUCUAUAAUUUGUUUAUGGAUGCCACGUUGCUACUUCCAUAAAACAGGUUUAUGGGAUUUUCCCUGCCCCCACUUUGUAAAUUGCGGUCUGUAAAAUGUAGAUCAAUUUAUCGCUGACCAUUGCCCAGUUUUAUGUUAAUGUUUGAACAUGGCCAUAAAAAAAUUACAUCAUCUUACCUCCAACCAACUUUUAGGGCAGAAGGACCUAUAAAACCAAGCUCUGCUUACCAGCAAGGCACCUUCUCUUGUGUUGGGAGCACAGAGAGCCUCUCCAUCAUGAGCUUCACCGGAAAGUACGAACUCCAGUCCCAGGAAAAUUUUGAGCCUUUUAUGAAAGCCAUUGGGCUUCCCGAUGAGCAGAUCCAGAAGGGCAAGGACCUCAAGAGCAUCUCGGAAAUUGUGCAGGAUGGGAAUAAGUUCAAGGUUACUGUGACCACUGGCUCCAAAGUGCUGCACAAUGAGUUCACCAUCGGGGAAGAGUGCGAGAUGGAGUUGCUGACAGGAGAGAAAGUCAAGGCUAUUGUUCAGAUGGAGGGUAACAACAGACUGGUUGCAAACCUGAAAGGGCUGAAAUCCGUCACCGAACUCAGCGGAGACACCAUCAUCAAUACACUGACUGUGGGAGACCUCACCUACAAGAGAAUCAGCAAGAGAAUCUAGACACCGUGCAUACACCAAUCAUUUUACUGUGUAAAAUGUGUCCAUUAAAGUAAAAUUUCUAUUAAA
Molecule: messenger RNA, 1792 nt
Organism: Phalacrocorax carbo (great cormorant)
Lineage: Eukaryota; Metazoa; Chordata; Aves; Suliformes; Phalacrocoracidae
Source: RefSeq, a predicted model, not a curated record